Molecule: messenger RNA, 1338 nt
Organism: Humulus lupulus (European hop)
Lineage: Eukaryota; Viridiplantae; Streptophyta; Magnoliopsida; Rosales; Cannabaceae
Product: tocopherol O-methyltransferase, chloroplastic-like
Exons: 5
Coding region: 80-1162 (360 amino acids)
Biological process (GO): methylation
Molecular function (GO): S-adenosylmethionine-dependent methyltransferase activity
Source: RefSeq, a predicted model, not a curated record
UAGCAGUAGCAGAAGGUUGUAUUAUUUUAUUAUGUAUGUUUUGGGGUCAGAGUAGAGUACGAACAGGAACAGCCAAGCCAUGACGACAAUGAGUUUUAGUAUUCUGAAUCCCACGUGCGACUCGGGCUUCCUCCCACUGAAGAAGACGCUCUCUUCCCCACAAACCCAAACAACUUCCCAUAAACUCAAACCCCAUAUUCUCUUCUCUCGGAGGUCUUCCAUGGAGGCUGUUGCUUCUUCUUCUUCUGCUGGAUCGCAUACUCAUACCAACAACAACAGCAGUGGCAGCCUGUGGAAGCAGCUGCACAAGGGCAUAGCAGAGUUUUACGAUGAGUCUUCCAGUCUCUGGGAGAACAUCUGGGGAGACCACAUGCACCAUGGCUUCUACGACCCUGAUUCAUCAGAUGUCUCUCUUUCCGACCACAGAGCUGCCCAGAUUCGCAUGAUCGAGGAGGCCCUCCGAUUUGCUGGUGUGGGUUCGGACGAGGAGAGGAAGCCGAAGCAGUUGGUCGAUGUUGGAUGUGGGAUUGGAGGGAGCUCUCGAUACCUGGCCACCAAAUUUGGUGCCAAAUGUCACGGCAUCACUCUCAGUCCUGUCCAGGCGCAAAGGGCCAACGCUCUAGCAUCUGCUCAGGGAUUGGCUGAUAAGGUAUCAUUUCAAGUUGCAGAUGCUUUGGAGCAACCAUUCGAAGAUGGGCAAUUUGAUCUUGUUUGGUCCAUGGAGAGUGGCGAACACAUGCCUGACAAAGCAAAGUUUGUGAAUGAGCUGGUUCGAGUGGCAGCCCCAGAUGGCACCAUAAUAAUAGUGACAUGGUGCCAUAGAGAUCUUGGUGCUGGUGAGGAAUCAUUAGAGGAAUGGGAGCAAAAUCUGCUCAACAAGAUAUGCGAUGCUUUUUAUCUCCCGGCUUGGUGUUCCACUGCUCACUACGUCCAAUUGCUCGAAUCCCUCUCCCUUCAGGAUAUCAAAGCAGCAGAUUGGUCUGCAAAUGUUGCUCCUUUCUGGCCUGCUGUCAUACGCUCCGCCCUCACAUGGAAGGGCUUCACCUCGCUCCUGCGCAGUGGAAUGAAAACCAUAAAAGGAGCACUGGCAAUGCCAUUGAUGAUACAAGGAUUCAAGAAGGGUGUGAUCAAGUUCGCCAUCAUCACAUGUCGCAAACCCUAACAACAACAAUAUUAUUAUUAUUCAUGUUCUGCAUUUUUAUUUUUUAUUGGGGGGAAUUUACUAAUGAAAUGCUUGGAUUGGAUUGGGGGGAAUCCAUGUUCCCACACAUGCACCAAUGUCUUCUUUUCCUUUUUCUUUUGGCCUUUUUCAAAGUAAAACAUUGUUUCAUUUGAGUA